This is a messenger RNA of Salarias fasciatus (jewelled blenny), 4872 nucleotides long. RefSeq names its product adaptor related protein complex 3 subunit delta 1 (gene ap3d1). Gene Ontology annotation, cellular component: endosome membrane; terminal bouton; AP-3 adaptor complex. The record is from RefSeq and is a predicted model, not a curated record. The transcript has 35 exons. NCBI's taxonomy places the organism in Eukaryota, Metazoa, Chordata, Actinopteri, Blenniiformes, Blenniidae. The coding region runs from base 225 to 4037 and encodes 1270 amino acids. Gene Ontology annotation, biological process: protein targeting to vacuole; synaptic vesicle budding from endosome; synaptic vesicle membrane organization.
GCAGCCAUCUUUGACACUGAUCCGUUGCCAGCGUCUUUGCACGGCAUAGGACGCCCCGUCUGGCCUCAGCUUCACCUGCCCGGGUUCGGUAAACGGCGGCGCGCCCUGCAGCACACGGUACACGGGUGGAUGAGAGACAGCCUCGCGGGUCGUUUGGCACCCACUGGACACUUUCGAGGCGUUUGGCCCCGCCGGAGCGAAGCGGUACAGGUCACGGAGCAGACAUGGCUUUGAAGAUUGUCAAAGGGAGCAUCGAUCGGAUGUUCGAUAAAAACCUCCAGGAUUUAGUACGUGGCAUCAGGAAUCACAAGGAGGAUGAGGCCAAGUACAUCUCCACGUGCAUCGAUGAGAUCAAACAGGAACUCAAGCAGGACAACAUUGCUGUCAAAGCCAAUGCUGUGUGCAAGCUCACCUAUCUUCAGAUGCUGGGAUAUGAUGUCAGCUGGGCUGCGUUCAACAUUGUGGAAGUUAUGAGUUCCUCCAAAUUCACAUACAAGAGGAUUGGCUACCUGGCAGCCUCGCAGUGCUUCCAUGAGAGCACAGAUGUAAUCAUGCUGACAACCAAUCAAAUUCGAAAGGAUCUCAGCAGCCCGAACCAGUAUGACACAGGUGUUGCCCUCACAGGGCUCUCUUGUUUUGUGACCCCUGACCUUGCUCGGGACUUGGCCAAUGACAUCAUGACUCUGAUGUCCCACACAAAACCUUACAUUCGAAAGAAGGCGGUGCUGAUCAUGUACAAGGUGUUUCUGAAGUAUCCAGAGUCCCUUCGCCCUGCCUUUCCCAGGCUCAAAGAGAAGCUGGAGGACCCAGACCCAGGCGUCCAGUCAGCAGCAGUAAAUGUUAUUUGUGAACUGGCCCGGAGGAAUCCCAAAAACUACUUGUCCCUCGCCCCACUCUUUUUCAAGCUGAUGACCUCCUCUACUAAUAACUGGGUUCUCAUCAAGAUCAUCAAGCUGUUUGGUGCUCUCACACCUCUGGAGCCACGGUUGGGGAAGAAACUGAUUGAACCUCUGACAAACCUGAUCCACAGUACCUCUGCCAUGUCUCUGCUGUAUGAAUGUGUCAACACUGUAAUUGCAGUGUUGAUUUCUUUGUCCUCUGGGAUGCCGAACCACAGUGCUAGCAUCCAGCUCUGUGUGCAGAAACUGCGAAUCCUGAUUGAAGACUCGGACCAGAACUUGAAGUACUUGGGCCUGCUGGCCAUGUCAAAGAUCCUCAAGACCCAUCCCAAGUCAGUGCAGUCGCACAAGGACCUCAUCCUCCAGUGUCUGGAUGACAAGGAUGAGUCCAUUCGUCUGAGAGCGUUGGACUUGCUCUAUGGAAUGGUAUCCAAGAAGAACUUGAUGGAGAUCGUGAAGAAGCUGAUGCUCCAUGUGGACAAAGCUGAAGGAACCACUUACAGAGAUGAACUGCUCACCAAAAUCAUCGACAUCUGCAGCCAGAGCAACUACCAGUACAUAACCAACUUCGAAUGGUACAUUAGCAUACUGGUGGAGCUGACCCGAUUAGAGGGCACACGCCAUGGUCACCUCAUUGCCUCUCAGAUGCUGGAUGUGGCCAUUAGGGUCAAAGCCAUCAGGGUCUUUGCUGUUGCCCAGAUGGCUACUCUGUUGGACAACGCCCACCUGCUGACAGGCAACAUGCAACGAAAUGGCAUUUGCGAAGUGUUGUAUGCGGCAGCCUGGAUCUGUGGCGAGUUCUCGGAGCACCUAGAGAACCCGAUGCAAACGUUGGAGGCCAUGCUGCGGCCCAAAGUGGCCACCCUGCCCGGCCAUAUCCAGGCCGUGUACGUCCAAAAUGCAGCUAAGCUGUUUGCCACUGUGCUGAAGAGCCAGGAGGGCAACACGGACAGCACAGCUGCGCAGGAGACUAGUCAGCUGAUGAUAGACAGGCUGCCACUGUUUGUCCAGAGCGCCAACCUGGAGGUCCAAGAGAGGGCGUCUUGCAUCCUGCAGUUGGUUAAGUACAUCCAGAAACUGCAGCAGAAGGAUGUAGAAGUAGCGGAAGAAGUUAGUGCUCUGUUUGCAGGUGAACUCAACCCAGUCGCUCCCAAGGCACAGAAGAAAGUACCCGUUCCCGAAGGCCUGGACCUGGAUGCUUGGAUCAAUGAGCCUCCAUCCGAAAGCGAGUCUGAGGAUGAGCAACCCAAGGCUAUUUUUGCUAAGGAGGAGCCCAAGCAUUCUCGACCCCGUCACACAGAAGUGGAUGAGAAAGAGCUUGCAAGGAGAAGAGAAGCCAGAAAGCAGGAGCAAGCCAAUAACCCAUUCUACAUCAAGGCCUCCCCGUCCUCUCAGAAGGUGUACCAGGAUACUCCUGGAGUGGAGCACAUCCCUGUCGUUCAGAUUGACCUCAGUGUGCCUCUCAAAGUCCCAGGUCUGCCUAUGUCUGACCAGUAUGUCAAGCUUGAGGAGGAGCGUCGGCAGAAAGAGCGAGCAGAAAAAAAGAAGAAGGAGAAGAAGAAGAGGAAAGAGAAGCGCAGUGGACGAGGCAAAAAGCAUGACUCAGGCCCUGAGAGUGAGGAGGACAUCACACCUGCACACAUGGUUGACAUUGUUACAGAGGAGAUGCCAGAGAAUGCCUUACCCAGUGAUGAUGAUGACAAAGACCCCAAUGAUCCUCACAAAGCCCUGGAUAUUGACCUGGACAAUUUGGUGGAAUCGGCUGGGCGCAGGCCACUUGCAGACAGCGAGAAGCUGCCUGUCAGGUCACAUCGUGCAGCAGAGGCUUUAAAAAGCCCAGUGGAAGAUGGAGAGACGGAGAACGCUGCCUCCCACGAGCCUAAGAAGAAAAGUAGCAAAGAAAAGAGGGAGAAGAAGAAGGAUAAAGACAGGGAUAGAAAGAAGAGCAAAGAAGAGAAGAAGAAGAAGAAACACAAACAGGAAGAAAAAGAGGAGGAUCUCCUCGGGGGCCAGGCCGAAGAGCCUGUGGUCCAGGCAGAAGAAAACAGUGAAGUGGCAGCACCGCCCGCCUCCACCAGUGCUGAGGUUUCGGACCUGGAUUUCUGGCUCUCAAACGCUGCAGUGCCCUCUAACACCCAGGAAGUAGCAACAGUAGCAGCAGCAGAAGCAGCCCCGGUGCCUGAAGUAACCUCUGGCACAGUGCAAGACUCCGAUCCCGACGAACCCAAAGACACUGAAAUGGAAGAGACCAAGUCCUCCAAACACAAGAAGAAGAAGCAGAAAAAGGAGAAGGAAGAGAAGGAGAAGAAAAAGAAGAAGAAGCAUCAUCACCGUCACCACCACAGCGAUGGCGGUGGAGAGGAAUCAGUGCAGAAUGGCACCGUUGAGGAUGAAGAGCCUCUUCCGCCCAUGUCUAAUUACUGCCUGCUAGCGGAGAACUCUUACAUCAAGAUGAUGAUGGAAGAUGCUGAUCAGGUAUAUGACAUCCAGGGGAACCUGCAGGAUGGCAGUCAGGUGGUGGUGUCUGUAAUAUUUGAAAACAAGUGUGAGAGCUUCUUAAAAUCCAUGGAGUUCAACGUCCUGGACUCACUCAACUCCAAGCUGCAAAGACCCGAAGGAUCAGGCCCACACGAUGGCCUCACUGUACCCUUCCAGCUGCCUCCUGGAGUGUCCAAUGAGGCGCGAUUUGUCUUCACUGUGCAGAGCAUCGUAAUGCCCCAGAAACUGAAGGGAACCCUUACUUUCAUAGUCAAGAACGAGGACUCCUCCACCCACGAGAAACUGGACUUCAAACUGCACUUUACCUGCACCUCCUACCUAAUCACUACUCCGUGCUACAGUGAUGCUUUUGCAAAGCUGCUGGAGUCUGGAGACCUGAAAGGCAGCUCUGUCCGACUGGAGGGAGUUAAUAUGCCCUUCCACCAUCUACUGGCCAGGAUCUGCUUCCACCAUCACUUCUCUGUUGUGGAGAGGAUCGACUCCUGUGCCUCAAUGUACAGCAGGUCAAUCCAGGGUCACCAUGUCUGUCUGCUGGUCAAAACUUCCGGUCAGACGGUGUCCAUUGACGCUAAAUGUGACGAGCCGACGCUGCUUGGGAAUGUGCUGGACGAGAUCAAGCAGACCUUCUCUCAGUGCUGAUUGUGUCUGAAAGCCCCCAUGAUACCCCUGAUCCCUCCAAGCCACCCCUCCUCUUUCAUUGAAACACACCAUAAUCGUGUUACAAAACACUGCGGCUGGCAUUCCCAGUAUCGCCCUAUUUAUUAGUCCUGAGAUUCGCAACAUUUCUUUCCUUAUCUUUUACUACAGUGACUUACACUUCGCUGUUCCUCUGCACUCUGAGCUCUGUGGUUCACCCUUUCAUAGUCACUGUUUUUCAGAUUCGUUGUGCACACACGCUUGUCUUCUCUGCAUCGCACUUUGAUUUUCACCUGCCGGUUCUCAUCGAGACCCUCUGACUCUGUACUGAGCUGCUGUUUCUGGAUGCCUGGCAUCCUCUUCUCUGUGUACCUCCCCCCACCCUUCUUCAGUCUGAUAGUCAUGUAUUGUAAUGUUGACAACUGGACUUUUUGCUCUUGAUGGUUGAAUUGUAUUUUUACGGUUUUUGAAGUUUAAUGUUUUCUUCCUUGGUUUGUUUUUGUCUGUUUUUUUUUUUUUUUCUUAUUCCAUUCUUUGGUCUGAAGCCUGCGUGCGCCUUUUGUCUCACUCCCUUCUUUCCGCUCACUCAACAUCAGUGUUUGGUUCUUUUGUCUUCAUAGGCCUGAAAAUCCAUACAAGUAACCCUUCCUAGAUUGGUUCCAGCUUUAAAAAUAGGCGCUCUAACCUGCUCAUGCACCGCUGACCUGGUGCCUGGAGAAGACCAGACACUGACUCGCGACAGUGACAGUGGAGCUGAGAUUAAACCAAAGCUACACAGGCAUUGGGGUUCAGAAAAUUUACUUGCCUUUUGGGCAGGCUCAGAGCAGAUCUGCCGCUG